AACUCUAAAUCCCAAAUCUGUCCUCGUCGUUCUGUUUGCUUCCCUUGCCAUGUCCCUCGUCUCCCUCCUCCCUCUUCUCUUCAUCCUCACUCUCCUCCACUCCUCCUUCUCUCUCUCCAACUCUUUCAACUACAGCUUACACAUUGAUUGCGGCGGCCACCUGGACUCCACCGACGCCUUCCACACCACCUGGCUCUCGGAUCGCUUCUAUUCUGGCGGAGCCACCUCCGUCGUCUCCGAGCCCCUCCACUUCCUCCACCAGCAAGAUAAAACGCUUCGCUACUUUCCCAUCUCCUCAGGCAAGAAGAACUGCUACUCUAUCCCCACAUCUACUGCCGGAGCCCGCUACUUCCUCCGCACAUUCACCGUCUACGACAACUUCGACGGCAAGUCGCAUUCCCCCUCCUUCGAUGUCUCCGUUGAGGGCACUUUAGUCUUUUCAUGGCGAUCGCCUUGGCCCGGGUCAGUCUCGCGCUCUGGCGCCUACUCUGAUCUCUUCUUUUAUCACGAUGAUUUCGCAGUCGACCUGUGCUUUUACAGUAUUGCCACUGAUUCUCCGGUUAUAGGGUCUCUGGAAUUGACUCAAGUCGACACCAACGCCUACCCAUUUCACUACGCAUACAAUUAUACCACUUACAUUUUGGUUAAUUAUGCGAGGUUUUCCUCCGGUUCCGAUCAAUGGGGCCCUGGGUUCAGUAACGACACCGAUAUUUUCGGACGCUCGUGGCAGUCCGACGCCGAAUUCCGGGUACGAUCAGCGUCCGUUGCUAGUGGAUCGACAAUCAAAGCUAUUUCUGCGAUGAAGAACAUAGUUAACGUGGAAAGGAGCCCGAAUUACUUCCCCGAAAAGCUUUACCAGACGGCGAUUACAGCGUUGGGGAACGGUGGUGGGGUGCUGGAAUACGAGUUGCCCGUGGACGCCAAGCUGGAUUACUUGCUGUGGUUCCAUUUUGCAGAGAUUGAUGUGAGCGUGACCAGCGCGGGGCAGAGGGUGUUUGAUGUGAUGGUGAAUGGGGAGAAGGUGCGUAGGGUGGAUUUGUAUAAGGAGGUUGGGGGUUUUGUUGCGAAUGAUUGGAGCUAUGUUGUCAAGAAUUUGAGCAGUACUACUAUGAGUGUGAGGCUGGAAUCGGUGGUGGGCGCGCCGCUCAUUUGUGGGCUUGAGAAUUAUGCAAUCGUGCCUGUUGAUCUCAAGACCGCACCUGAUCAGGUUGUUGCUAUGAGAGCACUCAAGGCAUCCCUUCGUGUGCCCGACCGAAUGGGCUGGAAUGGAGAUCCGUGUGCGCCUACUUCAUGGGAUGCGUGGGAGGGCGUUACAUGUCAUCCCACAAAGGAUGAAUCUGCACUUGUUGUGUCCCAAAUAGAUCUUGGGAGCCAAGGGCUGAAAGGUUAUAUCAGCGAUCAAAUUGGCCUCUUGACGAACUUGGUAAGCCUGAACUUGAGUUUCAAUUCUUUAGGCGGUAAUAUACCGUCUGGAUUGGGUCAAAAGUCACUUGUAAAACUGGAUUUGUCAAAUAACAAGUUUACGGGGUUCAUACCAGAUAGUCUAACUUCCUCUAGUUUGCAGCUAGUGUUAUUGAAUGAUAACUUAUUGGGAGGGCAGGUGCCGGAGGAACUUUAUUCAAUCGGGGUUCAUGGUGGAGCCAUAGACCUCUCCGGUAAUAAAGCAUUGUGCGGUGUACCUUCAUUGCCGGAGUGUCCAUUCUUUUGGGGGAAAAACGGCUUAUCUAAUGCUGGCAAAAUUGCAAUCGCUCUGUCGAGCCUGGUUAUUUUCUCGGCAGUUUCGCUUGGGACGUACUAUUUGUGCAUCAGGAGGUGGCGCAAUGACUAUGAGUUUGGUCUACCUCAUGAAUUAGUCUCACUUGCGGCAAAGAGAAACAGAUAUCAGAGGCAGAAAUCGUUGAUGGCUCUUGAAAUGGAAAGCCAACAUGCCAAAGGAUACAUGCGAACUUACAGUUUAAACUGAUUAGCGUCUACCAUAAAAGGAGAAGGACAAUUAUGACAGGCUUCAGAUCAUGAAGAUGAUGUAAUAAGAAUCAUGAUCUUGUUGACACAAAGUGGGAAGAGUACGAAGUUUAUGGAGCGCUAUCGACUCCUCCGAAAGUAUGCGAUGGUGACGGCUUUCGUCCCUCUGAGAUUGGAUUUGAGUUAUUGGGAAACCACAUUGUAUCUUAAUUAUACAGCGUAUCUUGGUCAAUGUAUAUGGGCCAAAAGCCGAGACAAAUGCCCGUACAUUUUAUCGUGAUGGUAGUGAAGAAACCACACUCCACGUGUGUUUGAUUUAAA
This is a messenger RNA of Sesamum indicum (sesame), 2283 nucleotides long. RefSeq names its product receptor-like protein 4. The record is from RefSeq and is a predicted model, not a curated record. Gene Ontology annotation, molecular function: protein binding. NCBI's taxonomy places the organism in Eukaryota, Viridiplantae, Streptophyta, Magnoliopsida, Lamiales, Pedaliaceae.